UAUAUUAAUAAAAUAUAAUAAGUAAUAUAAAUUGUAUUGAUACUUUGUCAAAUCUUUAUGUAAUAUUUUUUUUUUCUUUACAUGUUAAAUUUUGAUGAGCAAUGCUUUUUAAGUUGAAUAUAUAUUAAAACAGGAAAUAUUGAAGCAAAGUACAAGUUCGUUAAGUCUACAAAGGUUGUGGUGUAGACUAAGAUUAAUGUAAGUUUAAUAAUUUAGAGCAGCUAAUUAAAUAAGAAUAUAUGAAAAUAAAUCUUGAAAUCAUAAUCAUUAAAGUUUUUAAAAAUUAUAUUAUUUUUUAAAUAUUCAAUAAUGAAUAAAGAAACUUAUCUUAAUAUAUUAUUUUUGAAAUUCUAUUUCAGUAUGUAUCUCAAAGCAAUCCAAAAUUAAUAUUAAACAAUUAAUUCUUUUUCUGUUCUUUUUAAAGAUUAUGCACAAUUGAAUUACAUUUAUAAUAAUGCAAAUAUUAUUUUUUAUUUAAAUAACUUAAAAUAAUUGUAUAUUAUUUUAUGUGUACAGUAUAAAUUUAUAAUAUGUAUUAUGUAAAUAUAAAUAGACUCAAUUGUAAUCAUAUUUUGAUAAAUUUUAUUACAAUAGAUUACUAUGAUCUCUUAAUAUCGGUAAUAUAAUAAUAUAUAUAUAAUAAUAUAUAAUAAGUGUUUUAAUUUAUUGAGUUUUUUAUAAUUUCAUUAUAAUACUUUUUUUGCUUAUAAUAUUUAUUUUAAUGUUUUAAUAAAAAAAUUAUUGUUAUUAUCAUCAUUAAAUUAAACUAUAGAAAUCUGUUGUAUAAAAUUUAUCAAUCUGUAAUAAUAAUCUAAUGAUAAUUUUUUUUUAAAAUUAUAUGAUAUCAAGAAAUUGCAUCAAAUGUAUUUAUACUAUGUAAAAUUCAAAUUAAAUUAUAAAUGUGUAUAUAAAAGCAGCUAUUAAUUAGUAUAUUAUAUAUGAUAUGAUAUAUAUAUAAUCAUAAAUGGACUUAUCUGUCCAGAGGAAUAUAUUAACAUAUAUAUAUAAUAUUUAUAAAAUAAUUUUAAUAUUAUAACAAAAAAUAUGAUAUUAUUUAUUAAUAUUUUUUAAUUCAUCUUUCUCUUGCUACUUUAACUCAUUUUUUAAAUUGUUAAUCUUAUAUUUUAGUUAAAAAAAAUAAUAUAAUACAAAAAAAAAUAUUAAUUUCAUUGCUGUAUAUACAUUAUUGUAAAAUAAUAGAAUUUUUUACAAAUAUUAAAAAAAGAAAGGGGCCAUUUGAAUAAUUGAAAAAAUAAAAAAAUUAUCUUCUCAUUUUCAUUUUAUUAAAAUUUGCUUAUAUUUUAAAUUCAAUAAAUAAUUUUAUUAUAAAAAAUAACAAUGUAAAUAAUACAUGCACAAAACAACUUACAUAAUUUGUAAUCAUAUAUUUUAUAUGUUAUUACAUUUUAGCAUUAUGUUUUUAAAGUGCAUUGUAAAUGCAUAACUGAUUUUUUUUAACUUAUUAAUGAUCAGCGGUAAUAAUUUUUAAAAAUCAGUCAGUAUGGUUGUGGUUGUCAAAAGAUUAAUAAGAAUAUAUGAUUUAAUAUUUGAUUGUAUAUAAAUAACUAUUUUAAAAUUUCAUCAACUAUUUCAAAUUAAUGUAAUUUUAUGCAAAUUGUGUCUUUAAUAAUAAAAAUUUUUAUAUGUAAUAAUUGGAUUUAAUUAUAUUAUAAAUACAACAUUCAGAUAAUAGAUUAAAAUUAAAAUCUUAAAUCUUAUCUAUUUUAUAAAAUUUUAUGAAAUUUAAGUUAUAAAAUAUUGUUUUGAUUAUAAAAGAAUAUUCAAUUUUAAUCAAUGCAUUGUGGUUGUAUAAUAAAAAAAGAUAUCUAUAAAAUUGCUUUUUUAAAAAAAUUAUUUCAAAAAUAAAAUGAAAAAUGCAUUAUAUGUAAUAAUUUAUUUAUAGAUAUUUUUUAAAUAUAUAAAUUUUGAAUGUCUUAAUAUCAAUAUUGUUAUUAUAAUUUUCAUAAUUAUAUCCAUAUAAUUAUUUUCGUGUUAACAAAUCUAUUAAAAUUCAAUAUCUUGUAAAGUAAGAUUUAAAAAAUAAAAUAAAAUUGUUUUAUUGUUAUAAUGCAUUUAAUUAUUAUUACACAGAGUAUACUUAAAAAGUAUUCAAUUGUUUGAUAAAAGACUAAUGCAAUCUAAAUUUAUUUCAAAUUUAUUUCAUUUAUUUCAAUUUAUUUCAUUUAUUCUUAUAUUUUUUAGUUCUUACUAUAAACUUUACAGACAGAUAUAAUCAAUGUUUAUUUAAGUAAUAUAUUUGUAUAAUUCAAAGAAAAAUUAGAAAUGACAACAAUUGAUAAUAUAUCUAUGAUUGAAGAUAGUGGUGAUCUUCCUUUCAAUAAAAGGAAUCCCUGUAUUCCUCAACAGUUAUUAGAAGCAAAUGAAUUGUUAAAGUCAAUCAAUACAAGAUUGGAAGAUUGUGCUUUAGAAUGGCAAGCAGAGAUUUCUCGUAAACAGUGGAAAAUUUUUAAUUCUAAUAUCAUUGGUGUAACUUUAUCUGAACGAUCUCUAUUAGCAAGAACAUAUUUUACAGAGAAAAACCUUGAUGAAGCUUUUCAACAUUUACUUUCUUGUAAUAAAAUCUUUUCAGAAUAUUUAAAAAAUUUUAUUGAUCUUUUACAAGAUGAAGUAUCUACUUCAAAUAUCAAAAAAACAUAUGAUCUACAAAAUGAAACCAGUAAUACAAACAAAAAUUGUAAAGUAGUAGAUAUUAAUAAUAUAAAACAAAUACAACUUCCUUCAUUAAAUAAUCAACAAUUAAAUAGGGAAGGAAAAAUUCAAGAUUAUAUUGAUAACAUAUUAACAGUUCAAAAUUCAUUUACUGAUGUGAUAAAAGCUAAAGUUAAUUUUGAUACAAAAUUUUUAGGAUUUGAAGCUAUAUUACAUAAAGCUACAUCUACAUCAACUGAUACAAUUUGUCUUUGUCAAUAUUGUUCUAAUAUUAUGCAAACUACACAUGGUACAAAUAGAAAAUUGAGAAGUGUAACUCUUAAUCAAAGAAAUCGAACAGUUUCAAAAACUAAACGCUUAACUAGAUCUAUAAAAACAUUAUCCAAAAAGAAAACAAGAGAGAAAUCAUCUAUAAUAAUUGAUAAAAUUAGUGAUCAACCACUUGAAACACACACAAGUUCUUAAUUCAAUUUUGUUAUAUUAUAUUUGUUAUAUUAUAUUUAGUUUAUCAUUAAAUUUUUGUUAACUUAUAUGGGUAUUCAGAAUUUAAACUAAAUAAUAUAUACAUAUAAAGAAAUAACUAGCAUAAUUUAAUGGAGAAGUUUCUUUAUUGUAUUUUACAUUAUUAAUACAUUUCAUUCUAAUGUUAAAAUUGUUUAAAAUGAAUAGAUUGCACUAAAGCAAUCAAUAGUUUUUUAUUUUGGAAGAAAUUUUAUUAACUUUCAAUUAAACUAUUAGAAAAUUUAAACAUUGAAGUGAUUUGUACCAGUUAUAUUCCUUAAUUUAUUUAUAAUUUUAUUUUUAUAUUGAAAAUAUCAUAUAAUAGUUUUAAAGAUAUAUUUAAUAAGCAAUUUACAAUAUAACAAGAAUCUACAUAUUUUUUUUUAUACUUAAUUUUGUAAUGAUGAAUUGAUAUUUUUUUCUUUGUUUUAAUAUUAAAGUAAUUACAAUGUACAUGAAUUCCAAAGAAAUAUUAAACUCUACUUUCUGCUAAAAUAUUAAUUUGGAAGAAAAUAUAUUAUACAAAAAAGUCAAUUGUUUGUUUUUAAAUGUAUAUUACAUAAAAAUAUUACAACAAUUAGUCAAAUAAGAUAUGAAUUUAUAUAUAUAUAUAUAUAUAUUCCAGAUUUUUAAGAUUUAUAUUUGAAAAAAUAUUUUUUGUAAAUUAACUAACAAAUGAAUAUUAAUAAAAUUAUUUAUAUAAGUAACAAUUAUUUACUAUUAAAAUUUUAUGUCGAAUAAUAAGUUUGCUAUUUUUUAGUUUCAUUUAGUUUUACU
Messenger RNA from Apis cerana (Asiatic honeybee), 3948 nucleotides. RefSeq lists its product as uncharacterized. The record is from RefSeq and is a predicted model, not a curated record. NCBI's taxonomy places the organism in Eukaryota, Metazoa, Arthropoda, Insecta, Hymenoptera, Apidae.